AGAAGGGGGCUAUGGCCAACCAGAGAGCUCUGGAUAUGGUCAAAUGAGUGGUAAUCCGUUGAUGCCACCAAAGGCACCAUAUGCUCCUCCUGGUCCUGGCAUGAACCCGGCCAAAGCUCGUGCUAACUUCAGCAAGCUCGGUAAGACAUGAGAUGUAGCGCAAUACUUCAAAGGCUAACAGAAUGUUUAGACCUCAUAAAAUAUGAUACCCCACAUCUCGGUCCACGAAUCCAGCUCAUGCUGUCCCAGCUCGAAUUCAAAUUAAGUGUCGAGAAACAAUACAAAGAUGGCAUCGAGAAAAUGGUUCGACUAUACCAGCUUGAAGGCGAUCGAAAGAGUAAGAUGGAUGCAGAGGCCCGUCUUAUUGAAAGUAACCAAAAGAUUCAACUGUUACGGCAAGCCCUCAAACGAUACGAAGAUCUCCAUGUCGAUAUAGAGGGCCAAGAUAGUCCUGACGAUGACAGCCUCAACGUUCCCAGUGCUCGGAAGCCCCUGACCGGACAUCUUUCCAUCAAGAUUCACGCCGUUCAAGAUAUCGAUCACGCAGCAUCCGGUAGAUUUAGCCGAGGCCCUGAAACCUUUAUUGUCAUGAAGGUUGAAGAUCUCAUUAAAGGCAGAACUAAGGCUUCUCGAAAUGAUCGGUGGACUGAAGAGGCUCAUGAGCUUGAUAUUGACAAAGCCAACGAGAUUGAGCUAACUGUAUAUGACAAGACCGGCAGUGAGCGCCCUCUACCAGUUGGAAUGCUCUGGAUCAGAAUUUCCGACAUUGCAGAGGAGAUGAGACGAAAAAAGAUCGAGUCCGAAUUCAAUAAUUCGAACUGGGUACAUGCAGAGAAAGUCGGGGGAGGUCAACCUCAAUUCCAGCCUCCUCCAGGACAAAACUAUACCCCAGGAGCAAUUGGUGGACCAGGCAUGGGGCCUGGGCCCGCCGGCAUGGGCGCAUCGGCACCGACUCCUCAAACAGCUCCUGUCACUAUAGAUGCAUGGUUCUCUUUGGAGCCUGUGGGACGCAUCCAGCUCACAAUGAGUUUCAUCAAACAAUCCAAGGACAAGCAGCCCUUUGACAUCGGUCUCGGACGCAAAGGAGCAAUUCGACAGCGCAAAGAAGAAGUUCACGAGCAGUAUGGACACAAGUUUGUUCAGCAGCAGUUCUAUAACAUCAUGCGAUGUGCGUACUGCGGUGACUUUUUGAAAUAUGCAGCUGGGAUGCAGUGCUCAGAUUGCAAAUACACUUGCCACAAGAAAUGCUAUAGCAAAGUCGUGACAAAGUGUAUCACCCAGUCCAAUGCCGAGACCGAUCCGGACGAAGCAAAGCUCAAUCAUCGCAUUCACCACAGGUUCGAAGGGUUUUCCAAUGUGGGUGCCAAUUGGUGCUGCCAUUGUGGCUAUAUACUUCCCUUGGGCAAGAAGCAAAGCAGGAAAUGCACAGAAUGUCAUCUCACAUGUCACGCAAAUUGUGUGCAUUUCGUACCCGACUUCUGCGGCAUGUCUAUGGAAGUCGCAAACCAAAUCUUGUGGGAAAUCAAGAAUGCAAAGAAGCGACAGACAUCAACAGGGAUCCAUACUCAAAUGCCAUCACAACCAUCACAGCCACACCAAGAACGCAAGAUGAAGGAGACACUGCGACCGACCUCCAAUCCUGCCCCGCAAAUCAACCAGCAGCCAUCGUAUGGGCGACCGUCGGAGCAACCUGUCGCAGAUCAGCGGCCACAUUCGUACGGAAAAGAACAAACGUCGUAUCAAGCUGGGUUGCAGCCCACCUCUCCUUCAACUUCUGAAAGGCCGCCUCUGGGCCAUACAACAUCCCCCUGGCAAGACAUCGUACGCUAUCCCACAGCCUCCACAGCAGCCAGCUCAAACCCAAGCACCACCCCAAGAGCCUCCUAAGGCUGGUGGUCAGAUGGUAUCUAAGCCAACAAUACCAUCCGCAAAUACGCAAGGAACAGGAAGGCGGAUCGGCUUGGACCACUUCAAUUUCCUUGCAGUACUUGGGAAGGGUAAUUUCGGAAAGGUGAUGCUUGCUGAGACUAAAGCAUCCAAACAGCUUUAUGCUAUCAAGGUCUUGAAAAAGGAGUUCAUCAUCGAGAAUGACGAGGUCGAAAGCACUCGGUCAGAAAAGCGAGUGUUUCUGGUUGCAAACAAGGAGCGACACCCAUUCCUUCUCAACUUGCACGCCUGUUUCCAGACCGAAACUCGUGUCUACUUUGUCAUGGAGUACAUCAGUGGAGGUGACCUGAUGUUGCACAUCCAGAGGGGACAGUUCGGAACCAAACGAGCCCAGUGAGUUUUCAAGCCUCCUCGACCUUCGUCCAAAGCUAAUUUUGAUUAGAU
Molecule: messenger RNA, 2331 nt
Organism: Pseudovirgaria hyperparasitica
Lineage: Eukaryota; Fungi; Ascomycota; Dothideomycetes; Acrospermales; Acrospermaceae
Product: HR1-domain-containing protein
Exons: 6
Coding region: 148-1887 (579 amino acids)
Biological process (GO): fungal-type cell wall biogenesis; signal transduction; protein phosphorylation
Molecular function (GO): diacylglycerol-dependent serine/threonine kinase activity; ATP binding
Source: RefSeq, a predicted model, not a curated record